Ilyonectria robusta is the source of this 825-nucleotide messenger RNA. RefSeq lists its product as uncharacterized. Gene Ontology annotation, molecular function: DNA-binding transcription factor activity. The record is from RefSeq and is a predicted model, not a curated record. The coding region runs from base 1 to 825 and encodes 274 amino acids. Gene Ontology annotation, biological process: regulation of DNA-templated transcription. Lineage: Eukaryota; Fungi; Ascomycota; Sordariomycetes; Hypocreales; Nectriaceae. The transcript has 2 exons.
AUGCCGCAGCUACUGGAUGCGCACAAUCCAACCGAGGACUGGACCGGCGUGACCAGCGCAGCCACCAGGAGAAAGCUGCAGAACCGCCUCAACCAGCGGGCCCAUCGACGUCGGAAGCAAGCUGACGUUGAGGCGGCACAGCACCAUUUACAGCAUUGGGAAAUGGGUGGCCAACAACGCAAUGGAUACAUCAACGAGCAAAUGGCCCUGCGAGUAGUAGCAGGGGGUUUCAUGCUGGUCUGCCCCGUGAGACGCGAACGCGUCCACAGCCUGGCACGGAAAGCAUAUGAGGCCUACAGCCUCCGCUCCCCACGGCCCAGCAACCUGCCCGCCCUGAUCCGGAUCAACAUCCUCAACGCAGUGGCGCGCAACGCCUCCGCCCUCGGCUUUCCAGUUGAGGGCCUAUGCCACGACGACUUCAUCUCGCCCUUCAACCAGCUGGGCCCCCACGUGCCCAACUCACCCAUACUGUCCUGCCCGGCAAGCCUUCGACCAACCGAGCUGCAGCUGGCCGUGACGCAUCACCCCUGGAUCGAUCUGUUCCCUGUGCCUCGCAUGCGCGACAACGUGCUGAGCGCGGUGGUGGCCGGUCUCGUCGACGAAGACGAGCUGUGUGCCGACCUCGUGAACACGGACGAGGGCCACACAGAGAGGCCGACUCUUAUCGUCUGGGGAGAGUCGUGGGAUCCUCUCGGCUGGGAGGCCACAGUCCCGUUCUUACGCAAGUGGGGUUGGCUAACGCGUGGAUGUCCAGAGAUCUGGGCGGCAACGAACACCUGGCGCGAGACGAGGGGCGAGAAGAGGCUUGUGUUUGGAGCCGGUUAG